This is a messenger RNA of Hemicordylus capensis (graceful crag lizard), 979 nucleotides long. RefSeq lists its product as uncharacterized. Bases 70 to 777 code for a protein of 235 amino acids. The transcript is spliced from 3 exons. The record is from RefSeq and is a predicted model, not a curated record. Lineage: Eukaryota; Metazoa; Chordata; Lepidosauria; Squamata; Cordylidae.
CUGUCCCAACAAGUGCGUGAAAAAGGACCUUGCAGCAGAGAGACAGGCUGGUUGGUGUUUCUUCUUACCAUGAAGUGGAUGAUGUCUAGAUGUCGGCCGGACUUCAGCCUAUUGUGUGUGGCUGUCUUGCUGUGCUUGGGGAGUGGGGCCAUAGAUCUACAUCACCUGAAGACCAUUGUUGACUACAUCAGAGGGUAUGGUGUUGAGAACAACCAUUAUGUUAUGGCUGUAAGACUGGAUGACAAUAUCUGCAAUGCACCAACACAAGCUGACUUGAAGAAAGCUUUGCCUAAGAGUAUUAUGGAUCAGAUGCACAAGGAUAUUGAUAAGAAAAAUGGCACAUAUGUCCCAAAGUCAAUUGGGAAUAUUGUUGCAGCCAGACCAAGAUUUUUAAAGAACACCACUGAACAUGCUGAAUGGCGCCUGUUGCAUGAAGAUCAGAACAGCCCUGUAACCAAGAUGCUAGAAAAUAAGGAACGGAAGAGUUGUCUGAUCUUCUUUAGCAAGUUAUCUCCCUGUGUAGACCGAUGUCUCAAUCAGAAUGACAUGAGAAACAUUGUCCAGUGGGUCAACCCCCUUUUUGACAAGCUCAAUCAAAAUCUUAGGGCAUUUGUCUUUGAGACCAUUUAUAAGAAAGAUUCAAUUAAAGAGGAUGAAGUUGUGGUGGGGGCCUGGGAAAAGAUCAAAGAUGCCCCACUUUUUCGAUGCGACAAAAACCAAGACUGCAUCAAAUGUUUUAAAAACAACCAACUUGAUUCUAAUUGCCUGAACAAGUAGGGAGAGCCAGCAUCACCAUGGGGCACACCCAGGCAGGGCAGUUGUGGCAACUAGCAAUUGCCAAGUGGCUUCCUGGGCAAGUUCAAAUCAAAGCUCUCCACACUCCACCCCCCAGUUUCCCAGACUGAGCUCUGCACGUGCUUUUUGUUUGUUUGUUUGCUGCUUUGCUGUUGAAUCAAUAAAUGCUCAGAGCACACCAUAA